Messenger RNA from Heterostelium album PN500, 1497 nucleotides. Its product is annotated as TBC domain-containing protein. The record is from RefSeq and is a predicted model, not a curated record. Lineage: Eukaryota; Evosea; Eumycetozoa; Acytosteliales; Acytosteliaceae. The transcript has 2 exons. The coding region runs from base 1 to 1497 and encodes 498 amino acids.
AUGGUUCAGAAUUUAAAAGAAACACAACUGACGAUGGAUAAUGUUUUACUUUCAAUUGACAAGUUAACAAAGUUGUUACCUGAGAAUCUGCAACAAGAAGAAGCCAUUGAAUUCUCUGAAACAUUAAAAAAAUCACCAAUUUCCACACCAUCAUUCACCUACUCCCACACACCAGAAUCAAAUUUGUCAUUGAAAUCAAUAACAAAUAUGAUUCAAAGAGUUAGCGAUAAGAAAGCAGUUUGGAUUGAUGAUAUUCUACCAAAGAUGUCGACAAUGAGACACACUGGAAAAGUAAAGGAACUGACUAGGCGUGGAAUAGACAAGGAUAUCCGUGGCUUAGUUUGGCAGACUGCUCUCGAUAAUCAACUAAACAUUGAGCCGUCACUGUAUCAGAGUUUUCUUGAGAAAUGGGGCGAUAAGAUUGAAACAAAUAUCAGCUUGAUCGACUCGCCACCAUCAACCAACAGUAGUACGAGCAGCUCAUUGAAUUCAUCGUCGAUCAUCUCUAGCUCACUACCUUCGAAUGCAACACAAUCGCCACCACCAUCGCCACCCAACGGAUUCAAUACAACCGAGGAAGCAAUCCUCUAUAGUUUUUCAAUGAUUGAUAUUGACUUGCCAAGGACAUUCGCUUCAUUCUCGUUGCUGAAUCACGAAUCCUCACAAUUUAGAAAGCAACUGCAGCGUAUCUUGAAAGGCUAUGUUAACUUGUCGCCAACACUCGGUUACGUCCAAGGAAUGUCUUAUCUUGCUGCGAUGCUACUGUUACACAUGGACGAGUAUCAAUCGUUUGUUUGUUUUUGUAAUCUUUUGAAUAAUCGAUUCCUCCAGUCACUCUAUCAGCUAAAGAUGAAGGAGGUCGAUAACUAUAUGAAUGCAUUCGAGAUGAUGCUUCAAUUCAAUAUGCCAAAGCUGGCGGAACACUUUAAGGAACUACAGAUGCUGCCGCAUCACUAUCUAAUUCAAUGGUGGAUGACAGUUUUCUGCCAGUCGCUACCACUCCCAGUGUGCAUACGUGUCUGGGACUGUUUUAUCAUCGAGGGAAAUCUCUUCCUCUUUGUGACUGCACUCGGUAUCCUUUUCCACUACAAGAAGCAACUGGAGGAAGGCUCGCUUGAGUUUUGUAAGAAUUUCUUGGCUAAUCUACCAAACGAUCUCGAUGCAGACAGUCUCUUUAGGUCGAUCGACAAUAUCAAUAUCUCCUAUUGCUCGCAGAUCUACAAAGAGAUUGAGAGAGUGUUGGCCGACGACAUGGAGUUACAAUCGAUAGAACAAGAACCAAACAAUUUCAAUAGCAAUUCGACCAACAACAACAGCAACUAUCAUUCGUUUGAUUUAAGACAUACAACCAACUCACCAAACAAUCAAUCACCAGAGGUACUUUCAUCGUAUGACUACGAAGAGGAAGAGGAAUACAGUCAGCACAGCGACAACAUUAAUGAUCAAUUGAGAUUUAGCGCAAACUCAAUUGUUAACUUAUCACCUAGAAAUCAUUGA